This is a messenger RNA of Wyeomyia smithii (pitcher-plant mosquito), 1270 nucleotides long. RefSeq names its product sphingomyelin phosphodiesterase-like. Gene Ontology annotation, molecular function: acid sphingomyelin phosphodiesterase activity. Gene Ontology annotation, biological process: ceramide biosynthetic process; sphingomyelin catabolic process. Bases 1 to 1188 code for a protein of 395 amino acids. Gene Ontology annotation, cellular component: lysosome. NCBI's taxonomy places the organism in Eukaryota, Metazoa, Arthropoda, Insecta, Diptera, Culicidae. The record is from RefSeq and is a predicted model, not a curated record. The transcript has 3 exons.
AUGCUUCGGAGUAUCGCAGAAGUGAUAAUUUCCCCAGCGAUUUUCUGUCCCACUAGCAGACGACACAUUCCUACAACAUCCGAAUGUUCUUUGGCAACGUUUGGCGACAUCGUGGACUCGGCCGAAUAUGCAGCCUACAUUUACCACACGGGAGAUAUAGUGGAUCAUGGCGUAUGGGAAACGUCGUUUGGCCACAACAUUCGUACCAUGAACCGGUUGCACAACAAACUGUUGGAAGCUUUUCCGGAUACGCCCGUUUACAACGCCAUAGGCAACCAUGAGGCUCAUCCAAUGAAUGUCUUCGCACCGACCAUUGCGAAUCGUCCGGAGUUCUCGGUUGGAUGGUUGUACAGCUACUUGGCGGAUGUUUGGGGACACUGGCUGCCACGCUCGACUGUGAAUUCAAUCCGUCAGGGUGGAUUCUAUACGACACUAGUUCGACCGGGUUUACGAUUGGUUGCUGUCAACAAUCAGGAUUGUUACACGUACAACUGGUGGAUAAUAUGGAAUCCGGGUUAUCUUGCAACCCAACUCCAGUGGUUGCACGAUGUUUUACUGCUUGCAGAGCAGAACGGCGAGAAGGUACAUCUACUUGCUCACAUUCCGUACAGCUCGAGUGGUUCGACUUACUUUGUUUGUCAACGAGAGUUCCGACGGAUCGUCGAACGAUUCCACAAUACGAUAAGUGCGCAGUUUAAUGGUCAUACUCAUAGGGAUGAAUUUAAUGUGUUUUACUCGCGAGAAAACCCUCAACACGCCAUCAACGUUGCGUGGAAUGGCGGUAGCGCAACGGCUUUUAGCGACAUUAAUCUGAAUUACAUCGUAUAUUACGUAGAUCCUGAAACAUUCCAAGUUACCGACUACGAAUCCUACAUCUUCAACCUUACGGAAGCCAAUCUAUUCCCGGAUCGACGGCCGACUUGGUUCAAACAGUACUCGUUUGCCGAUGCGUUCGGAAUGCACAACCUAAGUCCAGCGGAAGCUGAUAAGAUGGUGAAACGACUCGGCACACCGGCCGGACGACUCGAGCUGCGAAUGUACUGGGAGUUCAAGGUCAAAUGGGGAGAUCCUUCUCUGGGUGCCGGUUGCGAUGACGACUGUCUACUUAAUCAUCUGUGCGAAAUUGUCGUUACCGAACUGAACGAUGAUGUGAAAUGUGACGAGCUGAGAGAAACGUUUUUCGAUUGAUGGAAAAUGAGUGAAAAAACAAACAAUCGGGAUUUGAAUAUAUGUUGAUGAUUUACAAAUGACUUCUAGGAAGUCAAACACU